This is a messenger RNA of Aspergillus chevalieri, 324 nucleotides long. RefSeq lists its product as uncharacterized. Bases 1 to 324 code for a protein of 107 amino acids. Lineage: Eukaryota; Fungi; Ascomycota; Eurotiomycetes; Eurotiales; Aspergillaceae. The transcript has a single exon. The record is from RefSeq and is a predicted model, not a curated record.
AUGCCAGAUGUUAUCAACUUUAGGAUCCUCGGUGGCAUAUUUUGCCUGGAGGACAUGAGCUCUUACCCCUUGAAUGGCGACGUUAGCAAUCAAGUGAGCGGAUGGGAACAAACUCCCUCGUAUGCCCCAACCCCUGGAAACUUCGGCCGCGAGCCAACGCCAUCUGUAUUUUGCCCCUCCCCCGCCUAUACGUACGGUGACCCAUCUUUUCCCUCGCAUCGACCCGCAUCAUACUGUCUUGGCUUUCUUGAGUAUACUGGACUCAACCGGAGAGGAACACACAAUGGGGACACUCCUGAAUCUAUAGCCUAUCUCAUUGAGUAG